This is a messenger RNA of Hevea brasiliensis (rubber tree), 1676 nucleotides long. RefSeq names its product pectin acetylesterase 6. The record is from RefSeq and is a predicted model, not a curated record. Gene Ontology annotation, biological process: cell wall organization. Gene Ontology annotation, molecular function: pectin acetylesterase activity. The coding region runs from base 174 to 1427 and encodes 417 amino acids. The transcript has 12 exons. Gene Ontology annotation, cellular component: plant-type cell wall. NCBI's taxonomy places the organism in Eukaryota, Viridiplantae, Streptophyta, Magnoliopsida, Malpighiales, Euphorbiaceae.
AAGAAACAAAAAACCUCUGAAUAUGGUAACUCCAACCAUUAUUCUUUUUUACUCGCUUUCAAUAAUGGCCUAACGGUUGUUUUCCUCCAGCAUUCACCGAGUUGCCAAGUCGAAUAACUCCCCCCCUGCUUUUCAAGAAUUUCCUUCUAGUUGGAUAGGCAGAGAGUGAGGAUAUGAAGCAGGAGGUGAGAAGAGUGUUGAUGUCCUUUUACGCUUGUAGUGUGAUUGGGAUGGUUUUGGGCGGAUCUCUGGAUGUUUUUGAAGAUUUCAAAACCCUCUCAUUUCUGGAGAGUGAUGCGGUUUCCCUUUCUUCACCUGCUGCCAAACCUCUUAUGGUCGACCUCACUCUUAUCCAGGGAGCUGACUCCAAAGGAGCUGUCUGCUUGGAUGGAACACUGCCUGGUUACCACUUGCAUCGUGGGUCUGGAUCGGGUCAAAACAGUUGGCUCAUUCAGUUGGAGGGAGGUGGUUGGUGCGAUACCAUAGAGAACUGUGUUUACCGCAAAACUACACGCCGUGGUUCAUCAAAAUUUAUGGAAAAGCAAAUACCAUUCACUGGGAUUUUGAGCAAUAAAGCAGAAGAUAAUCCUGAUUUGUUUAACUGGAACAGGGUAAAGCUACGAUACUGUGAUGGGGCAUCUUUUAGUGGGGACAGUAAGAAUGAGGCUGCUCAGCUUUAUUUUCGAGGACAACGUAUAUGGUCAGCUGCUAUGGAGAAACUAAUGGCUGAAGGAAUGCAAAAUGCCAGUCAGGCUCUUCUUUCUGGAUGCUCUGCUGGAGGUCUGGCAUCCAUAUUACACUGUGAUGAGUUCGGGGACUUGUUUCCACAAUCAACCAAAGUGAAAUGCUUAAGUGAUGCUGGACUGUUUCUUGAUGUAAUUGAUGUGUCCGGUAACCACACGCUACGGAAUAUGUAUGAGGGUGUAGUUACCAUGCAGGAAGUGCAAAAGAAUCUGCCAAGUACUUGUGUCAGCCACCUGGAUCCAACUUCGUGCUUCUUCCCCCAGAAUUUGAUUGCAAAUAUUAGAACUCCAUUAUUUAUUCUCAAUGCAGCCUAUGAUACAUGGCAGCUGCACGCAAGUAUAGCUCCUAAAUCAGCUGAUCCUCAAGGUUCUUGGAAUAAAUGCAAACAAAAUCACGCAGAAUGCAAUUCAUCACAGAUCCAGAUUUUGCAAGACUUCAGGAAUCAAAUGCUGAAAGCCUUAAAUGUCUUCUCAAUGUCAACUCAAAAUGGUUUAUUUAUAAAUUCUUGCUUUGCUCAUUGCCAAUCUGAGAGACAGGAUACAUGGUUUGCUGCUGAUUCUCCCCUCCUCCAGAACAAGAGGAUCGCUCAAUCUGUUGGAGACUGGUAUUUUGAUCGAAUUGACGUUAAAGCUAUUGACUGUGCAUACCCUUGUGACAACACUUGCCACAAUCUAGUUUUCUAGUGAGUGAAGAACUCGUCUGCUUCGCAUUACUUUUCUUCAUGCAUCCUUCCAAAUUGCAAUUUCUAGAGAUUGUAACAUUCAUUUAUCAUGACCUCAAGUCAUUAUUUGCUGAAGAAUGCAAAAGCAAUGACUAGCAUAAUUCUUCCUACAAUGUGCUUGAACAUAUGAUUUAUUACUUGUUCUUUUUUAUCUCAGUAGAACAUUCAAGUUUGAGAUGUUUCGAGAUAGCUAAGCUUUAUGCUUCUUUCA